CAGCCACAGAAAUCAGGACCACGCAUGGGAGGGAUCAGUGGGAGCGACCCACGUUUGGUAGGAAUGUACAAAGAAACUUGUGGACUCCCUGUAACAGUUGGAAGGGACCUUGGAGGUGGGAGACCGUAUACCAGGGCUGUACUUUCAAGGCGGUGCCACCUACGGACGGGCGCACAGGUAAACGAAACCCUGGAAGCUGGCUGGGACCCAAUUGGACCUGGGCAGGGGUCAGCCGGCUCGGAGGUCGAUGCAAGAAGGCGUCGAAAGGUAGACUUCCACCUGCUUGCUUAGGAAGACACCAGGGGACCAGCGCUCACCUGCGGACACUCCUUGUCAAACUAAAGGUCUUCUGCUCCGGGGAGAAGAUGGCGUGGCUGACCCACUUCCUGGCCUGCGUCUUUGGCACCGGUUCCUGGAUGGCCAUCAACGGCGUGUGGGUUGAGCUUCUCCUGGUGACCGAAUUGCCCGAAGGCUGGUAUCUCCCUUCCUACCUCACCAUCAUCAUCCAACUGGCCAACAUCGGCCCUCUCUUUGUCACUCUCAUGCACAAACUGAAACCUGGUUUAUUGAAGGAGGUCCCGGUGAUUUGCGUGGUGGUCUCCACGGGCAUCCUAGCUUGUUUCCUCCUGGCUUUCCUUUGGCAUUACACCACGCCGAUCGCUGGAGAACCUCAUAGCGUGGCUUUCUUCGUCUUGACGUUCUUCCUCUCCUUGGUGGACUGCACCUCGUCCGUCACCUUCCUGCCCUUCAUGGUGCACUUCCAUCCUCGGUACGUCCCCACUCUCUUCAUCGGGGAAGGACUCAGUGGGUUCAUCCCCGCUCUCUUCGCCCUGGCCCAGGCUGGCAUUGCCACCUGCGUCCAGAUCCCAGGGCCAACCUCCAAUGCCAGCGUGGGCAACUCUUCGUGGGUCAACGCAACGGAGCUGAUGGAAACGCGCUACUCCCCAGCCAACUUCUCCAGCUUGGUUUUCUUCCUCAUCCUCUCGGCCAUGAUGUUCUUCUGUCUCGUGGCUUUCCUCUUCCUCAACCGGCAGCCCAAGUCAUGGGAGCUUUCCAAGGAGAAUUUAUGCUCCAGCGAGAUCACCCUCAACUCAAUCCAGAAGAUGCCUACAGGGAAAGAGGAACCGGCCAACUUGAGAGGGGGCCCAACCUACUCUACGGAGAGAAAGCUGGAGAACGUCAACGAAGAUGACAAAGGGGCCGAGAAGGUCACGUAUACCUGCUCCAAAUUUGUCCUCAUCUACUUCAUGGUCGCUUGGCUGAAUGCCCUGACCAACGGCAUCCUUCCCUCCGUGCAAAGCUACUCCUGCUUGCCUUACGGCAACCUGGCGUACCAUCUGGCAGCUACCUUGAGCUCCAUGGCCAACCCUCUUGCCUGCAUCGUGGUCACCUUCCUACCCAACAGGUCCCUUCUGUUCCUGUGGAUCCUGACCGCUGCAGGAACGGCCUUUGGGGUCUACAAUAUGGCCAUGGCUGUGCAGCCCUGCCCCCUCUUGCAGCACUCCGACUGGGGAGAUGCCCUGAUUGUGAUCUCCUGGGUAUGCUUCACCGGAACCCUCACCUACGUCAAGGUGAUGCUUGGAAUGAUUCUACGUAGCUGCAGCCACAACGCCCUGGUCUGGUACGGCGCGGUGGAGCAGCUGGGGUCUCUGCUAGGAGCUCUGCUGAUGUUCCCCUUGGUGAAUGUCUACCACUUCUUCAAGUCGGCUGACUUCUGCAGCUUCCAGUGCCCGGUGUGACGUGCCAGGAUCCGAGCAGUGGCUCUGCCAAGCAUGCCAACCACGUGCCUUACGGGAAAUGUCUUCCAGAAAUAGUCAAAAAUAGUCUUUUUGGACCAAAAGAAGGCAAGGGUUGGAGAGUUUAGCAAGUCAAGGAGGAAGUCUACAAAGGACCACAUCUUUAGAGUCAACAGCAGGCCAGGGAGCGUUCCUGAGUUUUGGCUCAACCCAUAUUAAUUUUGGGGGGGUGGUCCUUAAAGUAGGGCGGAUGCAGCUCGGCUGAGAAAAAUCUGGGUGAGCCUCAGACGUCUGCAGAACUUAUAACUUUGCUGCCAUCUUCUGUUUGUUUGGACUUUGGCACCCCAGAUCAGACAGCCGUGCUUAAGAAUAAACCAACUUUCAUUG
Messenger RNA from Pantherophis guttatus, 2123 nucleotides. The record is from RefSeq and is a predicted model, not a curated record. Lineage: Eukaryota; Metazoa; Chordata; Lepidosauria; Squamata; Colubridae.